This is a messenger RNA of Acaulospora colombiana, 275 nucleotides long. The record is from the annotation of a GenBank genome assembly. Lineage: Eukaryota; Fungi; Glomeromycota; Glomeromycetes; Diversisporales; Acaulosporaceae.
AUGGCGCGAGGAAGGAUCCUGGUCUGCAUAUAGGAGACGCCGGUAACAAUGGAUGCCUAUACAAACGGACGUCGAGUUUCAUACAUCCAAUGUAUUUUGUUUGUCACGAUCAAGAGAAUAAGAAGAGAAAAAGGGCAAAUAUGCGAUUUGGGUGUCCUGAAAGGCCUUCAAGCACGCAAUUCUAUCGAUCUUCGUACGUAUCCUCGAUUGUACGAGCGUCAUCUUGUCAUUACUUGAAUGGAGUUGUGCUGUCAGCAAAGUGCAAACCGGCUCAU